UAGCUAUCAUUUUUUUUUUUAAUUUUUUAAAUCUGUGCUCCAGUAAAAUAAGGAAAACAAGAAUUGAACCGUGAUUGUAGGUGGAUAAGUCUUUUAUUAGUGAACCUAGAAAUCCUCCUUUUAGCAAAGGAACUGACAAAUUGGAUUAAUGUAUCCAUCAAUCCUCCCAAAGAAUGUACACUAUCGUGAAUUGGUUUAGUGGAUAGAGACUUUUUCAUUAACCCGUUGCGUUUUGAGUUCAAACCGUCCCUCCCCUCUUCUUAGCAUAGUUUGAAAUAUUAGUAUCAUUUGUAACAAGAAAGUUCAAAUUACAUUUGAGUUGUGAACUUGACCAUAAUGGACAUGCAAUGGAAAAUUAAACAUACCAAAAUCGAGGGCAAAAUGGUCUAAUAAAACUGGACUGUUGGGGGUUGGGGUUGGUGUUUUACGUCUUGUGCCAGACGCGAAACUUUGUUAGCGUUGGCAUUCCAAAAACGGCAAUAUCGGUUGUUGAGGAUCUUUCUUUGCGCUCGUAAAAGUGCAGUAAAUCAAUGAGUCCGAUGGACAAUCCUCCUCGCCUCUCUGUCGUAACCAUGCCAACAACUAAAGCUCAAUUUUUGAAACUGAUGAUGAAGACGACGAUGAUGCAGCAGAAGCCAAUAAGUUGUACCUGAAAAAAAAAAAGAACAAAAAAAAGGAGAACCUUUUCCUCUGGAAAUUCUUGGGAUUCGAAACAGGGUUUCUGACAAAGGGCGAUACAUGGAGCUUCUGCAAGAGGAACUUUCACCAGAUGACUUCAAAGCUGCUAAAACAAACUGUAUAAAAUAUACCAGGCAGGACUCGAUGCAUGGAGCUUACAUCAUGAAUGACUUUGAAUGGAAACAUUACAGUCCUGCAGUUUUCAGACGUCUGCUGGAGCUUGACAGUAUUAGUUAUGACGACUACCUGCUUACAAUAUGUGGAGAUGACACUCUAAGGGAGGUUUCUUUACCAGGAAGACAUGGUAGGGUGUAUAUAUUGCCUGGUGACAAACGAUUCGUGAUUAAAACCCUGCGGAAAUCAGAAAAGAAGGUGUACCUAGAAAUGCUUCCAAAUUAUUACCGCCAUGUUAAGAAGUAUGGCGCCUCACUUUUGAACAGACUGUAUGGACUUCAUGUUAUCAGGCCACCAGGAGGUAUCAAGGUUUACUUUGCCGUUUGGGCAACUGUAAUGCCGUUAGAACUAUGCUUAUAUAAGUGCUAUGAUCUCAAAGGGUCUUCAGUAGGCAGAACCUGCAACAAAUCACAAGUUCAUGACACAGUCAUUCUUAAGGAUCUGGAUUUUGACUUUUGCUUUUACCUUGACCCAUUGGUCCGAGAUCGGCUCUUAGCGCAAAUCAAGUAUGACUGCGAGUUUUUGGAAGGCGAGGGCAUCAUGGAUUAUAGUUUAUUGCUUGGUAUACACCUAGAUACUACACGUUCAUUGGAAGGUUCAAUUGAUGAAAAAAAUUCCGGAAGUUUUAAUGCCAAAAGGCAAAUAGAUGAUACUUCAGAAGACGAUGAAACCUCAUCAGAGUUAACUCUUGCCGAUAUAUGCGAUCUAAUUGACAGGCCUGAUUUGAAAUUUGGUGACAGACUGCCAGCACGAGCUGUCCGAACCUGCAGGAAUGAAAUGGAGAGUAGAUCAUAUAGCUCCAGCAGAACACAAGAAUGCUUCAAUGUUCUUUUAUUCUUUGGAAUAAUAGAUUUUUGUCAGAAUUACAACAUGAAGAAACGUAUUGAGCAUGCUUGCAAGGCAAUGAAAUACGACUCAAAGUCCAUCAAAACUGUGAACCCCAAAGCCUACUCUUCUCGCUUUCAGGAGUUUCUGAGCAAAGUAUUUCUGCCCGAAGAGUCGGACUAGUCUGACCACAACUGGCAGGUUCCGUAUGCUCCUUCAAAAUCUGACCUUUAAAUUUCUUGUAUGAAACACAUUCAUGUUAUUGUUAGACUCUGAAAAAAAUAAAACUGAAUGAAAA
Pyrus x bretschneideri (Chinese white pear) is the source of this 1975-nucleotide messenger RNA. RefSeq names its product putative phosphatidylinositol 4-phosphate 5-kinase 11. The transcript is spliced from 8 exons. Gene Ontology annotation, biological process: phosphatidylinositol metabolic process. Gene Ontology annotation, molecular function: phosphatidylinositol kinase activity. The record is from RefSeq and is a predicted model, not a curated record. Bases 739 to 1860 code for a protein of 373 amino acids. NCBI's taxonomy places the organism in Eukaryota, Viridiplantae, Streptophyta, Magnoliopsida, Rosales, Rosaceae.